GCCCAGGUUGUGUCGAAAGCAUCCUGGUGUUAGCAUUUAGCUAACCGCUGACAAAAAACCUAAACUGAGGCGUGGAUAUUUUUUUUUACAAUGGACGAAUUAAUAACGUGGCUGUAGCGGAGACAAAGAAGACAAGGACCUCUUCAAACUGCCGUUUCCGACAUGUUUUUUUUAAUCGCUGAUACGUGAAGAGGCCAGUGAACGAUGCUAACCAAACAUUAGCUAACGUUCAAACUUUGACGGGCAACAAUUCGUUUAGCUAACUGCUAGUUUAAUUUACUACAACCAUUCCGGGCUAGCCAGGUAACAUUUUAGUAUUGUAGCGAGUGUGCUAACUAACUAGCAUCGUGUGUGUUUACGUUAUCACCAAUAACGCGUUAUUUUUAAUUAACGGUUCAUUUAAAACCAGCGUUAUUAUUGCUAACUGAUCAAUAAUGACUACUGUUGAGCUAAUGCUAACGAUAGCCACUUAAACUUCACUGUAACUGACACACAGUUACUUAAAGAAAAUCAGCAUUUUUGUUAAAGCAAGCAGUAGCCGAUAAACAGCUGUAAUCUGAAUAUCGUGUCUGUUUUGUGAGAUAAAUAAUGCUAAACAGCAGGAUGUCAAACGCACGGGGAUUAGGGCAGCAGUAUUGUCUAAAAAACACAGCUGUCCGGUCAUCUCGGUAAUCUUUGUUUUCUUUAUCAUGCAGCCACAGUAGAUGCUUGUAGAAGGCAUUGUAUCUACCAAAAAUAUUUAGACACCUAGUUCAUUGUAAACAGUCUGUACAGGCUACAGUCUACUUUUCUGUAAGUUAUGUCUGGGGACGCAUCUGACAGCAGUGAUGACUCUGAUACAAAAACAAAUGAAAAGGCCUGCACCGUCAAGCAUCAAAUCACCAAUGCUAACCUCACAGGUCACACUGAGCGGGUUGGCAUGGAGAACUUUGAGCUGCUCAAAGUUUUGGGCACUGGAGCUUAUGGGAAAGUGUUUUUGGUCAGGAAAAACACCGGCCACGAUGUGGGCCAGCUCUAUGCCAUGAAGGUGUUAAAGAAAGCAGCUAUUGUUCAAAAGGCAAAGACGACAGAACACACUCGCACAGAGAGGCAGGUGCUGGAGCACAUCCGACAGUCUCCCUUCCUGGUCACGCUCCACUACGCCUUUCAGACGCAGAGCAAGCUGCAUCUCAUCCUGGACUACGUGAGCGGCGGGGAGAUGUUCACUCAUUUGUACCAGCGGGAUCACUUUUCUGAGGAGGCGGUGCGGAUUUAUAUUGGGGAAAUCAUCCUGGCUCUGGAGCACCUGCACAAGCUUGGGAUCGUGUAUCGAGACAUUAAGUUGGAAAACAUUCUUCUAGACAGUGAAGGCCAUGUGGUAUUGACGGAUUUUGGGCUCAGCAAGGAGUUUCUUGAAGAAGAGAAGGAAAGGACCUACUCUUUCUGUGGGACCAUUGAGUACAUGGCGCCUGAAAUCAUCAGGGGGAAAUCCGGGCACGGCAAGUCUGUAGACUGGUGGAGCCUUGGGAUCCUGAUGUUUGAACUUCUGACAGGAGCGUCUCCUUUUACCUUGGAGGGGGAGAGGAACUCCCAGAGUGAGGUGUCAAAACGUAUUUUGCGCUGUGAUCCGCCGUUCCCCUCAAUGAUCGGAUCCACCGCUCAGGACCUGCUGAGGAAGUUGUUGGUGAAAGAUCCCCACAAGAGGCUGGGCUCUGGACCGCGAGGGUCUGAAGACAUUAAAGCACAUCCCUUCUUCAAGGGACUGAACUGGGCUGACCUGGCACAGAAAAAGGUGGCAAGUCCAUUCAAGCCAGAGCUGAAGAGUGAACUUGACGUAGGGAAUUUUGCUGAGGAGUUCACGGGGAUGGAUCCCGUCUACUCUCCGGCGAGCACGCCCCCAAGCACUGAUCGCCUGUUCCAGGGUUAUUCGUUUAUUGCUCCCUCCAUCCUGUUCAACAAGAACGCAGUCAUGGGAGACUUCGUACAGUCCCAUAUCGGUGCCGAUCGUCCAGCUUCAGCCUCAGUCCAACGCAGUGCGAUGUUAGAGGAAUCACAGUUUUUUCAGCACUAUGAGCUGUGUCUUCAUGGGCCACCCCUCGGCGAGGGCAGUUUCUCCGUGUGCAGGAAAUGCCGACACAAGCAGACUGGUCACGAGUACGCCGUCAAGAUCGUCAGCCGCAGGAUGGAGGCAAACACCCAGAGGGAGAUUGCUGCUUUGAGGCAAUGUGAGACUCACCCAAACAUCGUCAAGCUGUACGAAGUCUACACUGAUCAGUAUCACACAUAUUUAGUGAUGGAGCUCCUGCGAGGCGGCGAGUUGCUGGAAAGGAUCAAGAGGAAGAAGCUGUUUGGAGAGGCGGAGGCCAGUCAGCUGUUACGUCUGGUCUCAGCUGUCAGCUUCAUGCACGAGGCGGGAGUCGUGCACAGAGACCUCAAACAGAGCUCAAACGUGCUAUUUGCAGGCGAGGGGGAGGACUCGGUGCUCAAAGUAAUAGAUUUUGGGUUUGCCCGCCUGUGCCCUGCAGGCAGCGCCCCCCUGCAGACUCCCUGCUUCACGCUGCAGUACGCUGCACCUGAACUUUUCGAGAGCGCGGGAUACGACAAAGCCUGCGACCUCUGGAGUCUCGGGGUCAUCUUGUACACCAUGCUGUCAGGCCAGGUGCCAUUUCAGAGCGAGCAGCGGGGGAUGACCUCAUCAUACGCUGCUGACAUCAUGCAAAAGAUUAAGGAGGGCGAUUUCUCGUUGGAUGGGGAGGCCUGGAAGGGCGUAUCGGAGGAUGCCAAAGAGCUCGUUAAAGGUCUGCUGACGGUGGACCCGGAGAUGCGUCUCAAACUCUCGGAUCUGAAAGAGAACGGCUGGCUUCAGGGCGGAGCGUCCAUGUCCACCACUCCUCUGUGCACUCCAGAUGUGCUGGAGUCCAGUGGGCCGACUGUCCGCACUUACGUCAACGCCACCUACAAGGCUUUCAACCGAGGUAAGAGAGAGGGCUUCUUUCUGAAAAGUGUCGACAACGCUCCCCUCGCAAAACGCAGGAAGCUGAAGAUGACGAGCACAGGUGUGGAGACGCGGUGGAGCUCGUCCUCUUCCUCCUCGUCCUCCUCCACGUCCUCCUCUGCCUCUGCAACAGCAUCUAAAACACAGCCAAAGCAAACUGUGACCCCGAAGCAGAGCUAGCCUGAACAGCA
Plectropomus leopardus (leopard coralgrouper) is the source of this 3165-nucleotide messenger RNA. NCBI's taxonomy places the organism in Eukaryota, Metazoa, Chordata, Actinopteri, Perciformes, Serranidae. The record is from RefSeq and is a predicted model, not a curated record.